Lathyrus oleraceus (garden pea) is the source of this 979-nucleotide messenger RNA. RefSeq names its product albumin-2-like. The record is from RefSeq and is a predicted model, not a curated record. NCBI's taxonomy places the organism in Eukaryota, Viridiplantae, Streptophyta, Magnoliopsida, Fabales, Fabaceae. The transcript has a single exon. The coding region runs from base 84 to 776 and encodes 230 amino acids.
CUUGCUGCUUUCAUUGUAUUUGCUCACAACAUAACCUUCCUUGUAUUUGCUCAAAACAUACCUCACCCUCACUUGUUAAGAAGAUGACAAAAAGUGGUUACAUCAAUGCUGCUAUUCGUUCAUCUAACACCAACGAAGCUUACUUUUUCAUCAAUGAUAACUACAUUUUGUUGGAUUAUGCUCCAGGAACAACCAACGACAAGCUUUUGUACGGGCCUAUUCCUCUUCGUGAUGGGUUUAAAUCACUUAACCACACCAUAUUUGGAAGCUACGGGAUAGAUUGCAGCUUUGACACGGAUAACAAUCAGGCAUUCAUCUUUUAUGAAAAUUUUUGUGCUCUCAUAGACUAUGCUCCACACUCUGACAAAGAUAAAAUCGUCUCAGGUCCUAAGAAAAUCGCUGACACGUUUCCUUUUUUCAAAGGAACCGUGUUUGAAAACGGAGUAGAUGCUGCCUAUAGAUCAUCAAAAGGCAAAGAAGUUUACUUAUUCAAAGGAAAUCAAUAUGCUCGUAUAGACUAUGGCAGUAACAAGCUCGUUCAAAAUAUCAGGAGCAUUACUGGAGGAUUCACUUGCUUCAAGGGAACAAUCUUUGAAAAUGGAAUGGAUGCAGCUUUUGCUUCUCACAAGACCAAUGAAGUUUAUUUCUUCAAAGAUGACUACUAUGCACGUGUAGCCGUUACCCCAGGCGCAUCGAAUGAUGUUAUUAUGGAUGGUGUUAGGAAAACUCUUGACUACUGGCCAUCUCUUCGUGGCGUCAUACCUCUUAAAAAUUAACAAUAUCAUCUAUGUUUUCUUUUUCAGUUGUAAUAAAAGUGUGGCUUUUCAUGUUUUCCACACAUUUACUUGUUGUUUUCUUAUGUUUCUUGUUGUAAUAAAAGUGUGGAUUUUCCUUCUUUAAUUUCCACACAUUUACUUAUUGUUUUCUAAUGUUUCUUCUAGUAAUAAACUAAGUCAUGCUUUUCCUUCUUUUCCACAAA